Ilex paraguariensis (yerba mate) is the source of this 2054-nucleotide messenger RNA. Lineage: Eukaryota; Viridiplantae; Streptophyta; Magnoliopsida; Aquifoliales; Aquifoliaceae. The record is from the annotation of a GenBank genome assembly.
AGCAAAACAACACACAAAAAAGCAGAGCUCAAACACGGACAUACGAUUGUCAAAACUCUACCUCACACCCAAAACUAAGCCUUCAAUUUGACCUUGAACUCAAACCCAGAUCACCAAAUCAAUGGCCACCUCCGCCACCACCACCACCACCACCAAGGCGCCACCGACUCGGAAAGAGUCACAGGGCUUACUUUUAGACCGGUAUGAAGUUGGAAAACUCCUUGGCCAUGGAACUUUUGCCAAAGUCUACCUUGCGAGAAACAUAAAGACCAACGAAAGUGUAGCUAUAAAGGUCAUUGACAAAGAGAAGAUCCUCAAAACGGGCCUCAUGGCUCACAUAAAGCGCGAGAUCUCAAUUCUCAGGCGGCUACGCCACCCAAAUAUUGUUCAACUUUUCGAGGUAAUGGCUACAAAAUCCAAGAUCUUCUUUGUAAUGGAAUAUGUAAAGGGUGGUGAACUCUUCAACAAGGUAGCUAAAGGUAGAUUAAAAGAAGAAAUAGCAAGAAAGUACUUCCAACUGUUGAUUUCAGCUGUUGGGUUUUGCCAUGCUCGUGGUGUUUAUCAUAGAGAUUUAAAACCUGAAAAUAUAUUGCUUGAUGAGAAUGGUGAUUUGAAAGUUUCAGAUUUUGGGCUUAGUGCUAUAUCGGAACAGAUAAAGCAGGAUGGUUUGUUCCACACAUUUUGUGGAACACCAGCCUAUGUUGCCCCUGAGGUUCUUGCGAGAAAAGGGUAUGAUGCAGCUAAAGUUGAUAUAUGGUCAUGUGGAGUGAUUUUGUUUGUGUUAAUGGCUGGUUAUUUACCAUUUCAUGAUCAGAAUGUCAUGGCUAUGUAUAAGAAGAUUUAUAAGGGUGAAUUUCGAUGUCCCCGAUGGUUUUCUCCUGAAUUGAUCCGGUUAUUGACUCGACUUCUUGAUGCCAAUCCUGAAACCCGGAUGACAAUUCCAGAGAUUAUGAACAAUAGAUGGUUCAAAAAGGGGUUUAAGGAUGUUAAAUUUUAUUUUGAGGAUGAUAGGUUGUGUAGUGUUCAGGAUGAUGGGGUAGACUCUUGUUCGGAACAGUCAUUGUCUGAAUCAGAUUCAGAGGAGGAGAGCCGGAGGAGGCUCACGAGUUUACCAAGACCCGCGAGCUUGAAUGCAUUUGAUAUAAUUUCAUUUUCGCCUGGCCUUGAUUUAUCUGGAUUGUUUGAGGAGGGAGGAGAGGGGGCAAGGUUUGUUUCAGGGGCACCUGUGUCAAACAUUAUCUCGAAAUUGGAAGAAAUUGCGAAGGUGGUGAGUUUUACAGUGAGGAAGAAGGAUUGUAGAGUGAGUUUGGAAGGGUCGAGGGAGGGAGUGAAGGGACCGUUGACGAUUGCAGCUGAGAUAUUUGAAUUGACACCGUCAUUGAGGAUGGUGGAAGUGAAGAAGAAAGGAGGGGAUAGAGGAGAGUAUGAGGAAUUUUGUAAACAAGAAUUGAAGCCUGGUUUGCAGAAUCUUAUGUUGGAAGAGUCUGUGGAAACUUCACAUUUGCCAUCAGAUACUGAAUAGAGGCGGGAAGAACAGAAAAGGGCUUUGAAACACUAGUUUUCACAGUGCUGGAAGUACACCUCUCAUGGUCUUGGGAACCAAAACUCCAGAACUUCAAUAAUGUAUUCAGAGCAAUGUCCAUUGUCAUGCAAAUUGAAUACCACAGCUUUCUGUUGUCAAUUAUAUAGUACCUUCAUCGACAUGUUCGACAUAACUACAGAUGCUUAUUUGGAUCAAAUUGAAGCAAAUUGUGAAUCACAGACACUUAUAUGGAACACUACUUCCUCUGUAGUCACCCAGCUAUGGAUUAAUGGCACCCCAAUCUGAGCAAGGUGAAUAGCAAGGUUAUGUAUACACUGUUGCCAAAGGUAUCUUGAACUUAGUUUUAUGGCUGACUAUUCUACUGGAUCUUAAAGCACGGUGCCUACCUUAUUAUUUUCUCUGCAUAUUUCUUGUUCAAGUAAGAUGUAAUCGCAUUACAGUUGGUCACACCCGAAUUUCUUAUUGUACUUUAUGUAAUAGUUACACUGAUUCAAGCCUAUGUUCUCUUGUG